GGGAGCCGGCGGCGCCGGAUAGGACGUCAGGAUACAGUGGGCUGUGCGGGCUGAAUGGGAGGGGAGUGUGAGCCCAGGCAUGUUGCUAUUACACAACUUGCUAUAGGAAACAGCUAGUUCAUAGGAGCGCUGAGAACACAGGAGCACCCAGCUUAGAGUGGCUGAGGUUGCAUUUUUAGAGGAUGAAAAACUAUCUGAUGCUUCAGACUUUUAUAUUUUUUGCCGAUGCAAAACUAAGUGCAUAAAAUCCACUGCAAGAGAGAACUCACAGCAGUGUGUAUGAAGACUAAAUUACCUUAUAACCUUGGAUAUCAGUGAGGAUCAGAGCCGUUGAUAGAGGAUUGGAGCCUCUCUCUCUCCAUUUGUAAACCCACUGGGGCAGAACAAGAUUGAGCUGUGUUGGAAGAUGGAGCUACAUGCUAUCUCAUUAAUCCUGCUUAGUCUUUGCUGCAUAUGGGAAGUCCAGACGGAGGUCUUCACCUCAACAGGUCAGAUGACCGAUCUGAUAUUUAGGGAAAGAGAUCUUUUACAAUCUUUAAAAGAAUACAUCAGGGAAGAAGAGGAACGUCUUUCUAAAAUAAAACGCUGGGCAUCUGAAGUUGAUGAACUAUCUAGCAGAUCAACUGCUGACCCAGAAGGAUAUCUUGGGCACCCAGUUAAUGCAUAUAAACUUGUGAAGAGAUUUAACACUGACUGGUCAUCCUUAGAGAACCUUGUGCUUCAAGACUCAGCCAAAGGAUUUAUUGCCAACUUCACGUUUCAGAGAGAAUAUUUUCCCACUGAAGAAGAUGAAACUGGAGCGGCCAGGGCUCUGAUGCGCAUUCAGGACACAUACAAACUUGAUCCUGAUGUCAUAGCUAAAGGAAAAUUACCCGGAACAAAUUAUAUUUCAUCUUUAUCUGCGGAUGACAGCUUUGGCAUGGGGAAGAUUGCCUACCAUGAUGGUGAUUAUUACCACACAGUACUUUGGAUGCAGCAGGCAUUGAAGCAGAUGGAUGAAGGGGAGGAUGCUGUAGUUAAUAAAGUGGAUGUCCUGGAUUAUCUCAGUUACACUGUCUUUCAGCUUGGUGAUGUCCCCAGGGCACUUGAGCUUACUAAAAGGCUCUUGGCUCUAGAUCCAAACCAUGAUCGAGCUGUAAACAAUCUGAAGUAUUUUGAGAAAAUGCAGGAGAAACAGAAAGCAGAACUAAAGCAGAAUGAGAGCACUAACACAGAGUCAGCCACAAGGCAACCAGGAGUCUAUAGCAGGCCAUUGGACUACUUGCCAGAGCGGGAUGUCUAUGAAGCCUUGUGCCGGGGAGAGGGAGUCAAAAUGAAUCCACGAAGGCAAAGGAGACUUUUCUGUAGGUAUCAUAACGGAAACAGAAGUCCUUACCUUAUCUUGAGUCCAGUUAAAGUGGAAGACGAAUGGGAUAGUCCACGUAUUGUCAGAUAUCUUAAUGCCUUAUCUGAUGAAGAAAUUGCGAAAAUAAAGGAACUGGCAAAACCAAAGUUAGCAAGAGCCACAGUGCGGGAUCCUAAGACUGGUGUUCUAUCAGUGGCCAACUACAGAGUAUCUAAAAGUGCAUGGCUUGAAGAAAAUGAUGACCCAGUAAUAGCACGUGUGAAUCUUCGUAUGCAGGCAAUAACAGGGCUUACAGUAGACACAGCAGAAUUGCUUCAGGUUGCCAAUUACGGCAUGGGAGGGCAAUAUGAGCCACACUUUGAUUUUUCAAGGAAAGACGAACCUGAUGUUUUCAAGCGUUUAGGGACUGGAAAUCGUGUGGCCACUUUUUUAAACUAUAUGAGUGACGUCGAGGCUGGAGGAGCGACGGUAUUUCCUGACUUUGGAGCAGCAAUUUGGCCAAAGAAGGGUACUGCUGUAUUCUGGUAUAACCUCUUCAGAAGUGGCGAGGGAGAUUACAGAACACGACACGCAGCUUGUCCUGUAUUAGUAGGUAGUAAAUGGGUUUCCAAUAAAUGGUUCCAUGAAAGAGGACAAGAAUUCCUGAGACCUUGUGGAUUAACAGAAGUCGACUGAUGUCCAAAUAUAAAAAAAAAAAAAAUAUUCCCUUUUAAUUAUGCUGGUGCUAGUUGGUUACCCAGGACUUUAACAUAAGCUCCACAGAUGCAGGAUGGGUUGGUACUACUAAGCUACUGUAGCAGAAUGAGCCAUUGAAGUCAUUAUAGGACAUGCAGCUUUUAUUCACAGAUAGAAUCAUGGUAGGGAUUGGCAAUAUGUUCCGAUCCUGUUUUUAAACUGUACAACAACAGAGCCCAAUAGGGAGACAGUGGGAUCUGACUGCCACAUUGUGCUUCAUCUUUCACUUACUGUAUGUUUGCUCCUGCAGCUGUGGAGCUGUUACUCUUUUAUCAGUGGCAUUCAUGGAUGGGAAUAUAUCAAUGUAUGUCAUAAUCUUGGCUGGAGAUUUAUUUUUAUUUUUUUGGUUGAGGGGAAAUAGCAGUUCACUGGGUUAACCUUUCAGGGACUUGGUUUUUUGUAUAUCACAUGGAAGUAUAGGUAGAACACUGGCUGCCCAUCUAGGGAUUUUUUCCAAAGCAAAAUUAAUUUCAAACAUGCAUUAUUAAGACAGCUUUAGCUUCAGAAAAAAAGACGCUGCCAUUUCAGAGGCGCCUAGGGGCCUAGCUCAAAGCUAGUCAUUUUGUGUAAGUGCCACUUUCAAAUGGCCCUGCCAAGAAUCAGAUCAACCAAAUGCUCCCAGUGGCAUUACAACAUGCUCUAGCAGGCAGGCCUUGCCUCCAACCCCCAUGUAUUCUGCUGUGACUUUUUACAAUGGAAAGUUUAUGGAGAAAAAAACAAGAAUUAAGUGAAUAAUAAAGAGAAUAACGACAGAGCCAAGAGCCAAGCAACAGCUGCAAACAUUGGAGCAAAACUCUAGUUUUUUAUUUAUUUCCAUCAAAUAAAAUGGGAAAAUGUAAUACUUAAUAACCCCUGAAUCUAGCAUUCCACGAAACAGCAAACCGUGAUACAAUCUCUGGCCAAGAUGUGCUGUAAAGAGUGAUUUUGACAUUUGCCAAGCCUUGGUACCUUGGUACCUAUCUAGCACCAUUAUUCCUUUAUUUAGUUUUAAUAUUCCUGAUAUACAGACAAUUCAUAUCUUGAUAGAAAGAGUUGCAGAGUUCCAAAAAAAAAAAAAAAAAAACUGCCAAAAGCCAGAAAUAUUUUCCAGUAGAAGCCAAAUGGGUAUCACCCCUUAUUUGAAGGAUAACAUUAUACUUUAAGCAGAGAGGUUUAUCUUGCAGUCCCACACAUGUUUGCUGGCUAAAUAAGAUUUUGAGUCCCAGUCACAGCAUAUGGAAGUCUGACAUAAAUAAGAGAAAAAUGUGCAGAACAUAACCACAGCUUUUACCUUUUGUCUUGUUAUGUAUGCCUGUCAACUUUUAUAUGGAAGGUAAUGUGCUGAUAGAGCUAAAUGUGCCCAUAAAUUAGUCUAGUGACAAAGAUAAGGGCCCUCGUGGUAGGUUUAAUGCUGUGUCUGGUUAAAAUCUCUCAGCUAGCAUGGACUUUUGUAAACAUACAGAACCAAUAAAGAAACCAUAGAAAGUUUCUCCAGGAAAGAAAUUUAAUGUAUAACUGAUAACCGGAAACAGCUAUCCUGCUUACUUUGUGAAGCACAAAUCUCAGGCUGUCAAAGCGAUUGUAGUGGUCUGAGCAGAGUAGAUGGGAACCGAGUUUCGGCUGUAUAACCAAAGACCAUUUUAAAACUGAAGCAUUCCCCCAAAUCCCAAUGAAUUUCAUACUCGGUGAUUGUUACUUGAUACUGACCUUGGUGCCCAACUUUCAAAAGGAGCCUGAGAGCGUGGGCAGGUAUUGCUGCUAGGGGAAGCUCCUAUUCAUUGCCAUAUUUGUCCCCUCCCUCUGCAAAGUGCUGGUGGAUUCAGUAUCUGACAAAUGUCUAUUUAUUGUUCUACUAAAAUUCACUUCCUUUAGUAAUAAACAGUCAGGAGAGUGUGUUUAAGAUGCCCCCCUUUUUUGUGCAGACAGAUUUUUCUAUUUUUCUGUGAAAUUUAUUGUUUUUUUUCAGGAGUUGUUCUUGUUUGAGAAAAAUAAACAUGUAUUUUCA
Molecule: messenger RNA, 4064 nt
Organism: Xenopus tropicalis (tropical clawed frog)
Lineage: Eukaryota; Metazoa; Chordata; Amphibia; Anura; Pipidae
Gene: p4ha2
Product: prolyl 4-hydroxylase, alpha polypeptide 2
Exons: 16
Coding region: 407-2020 (537 amino acids)
Cellular component (GO): endoplasmic reticulum; endoplasmic reticulum lumen
Molecular function (GO): 2-oxoglutarate-dependent dioxygenase activity; L-ascorbic acid binding; oxidoreductase activity, acting on paired donors, with incorporation or reduction of molecular oxygen
Source: RefSeq, a predicted model, not a curated record